This is a messenger RNA of Ipomoea triloba (trilobed morning glory), 2270 nucleotides long. RefSeq lists its product as uncharacterized. The coding region runs from base 514 to 1941 and encodes 475 amino acids. The record is from RefSeq and is a predicted model, not a curated record. Lineage: Eukaryota; Viridiplantae; Streptophyta; Magnoliopsida; Solanales; Convolvulaceae. The transcript is spliced from 5 exons.
GGAGUGGGGUGGGGGUGUAAUUGCUGUUGGUUUCGAGUUCUCUUUCUCAGAAAACUUGGGUUGUUUUUAGUUAUUUGGCUGUUCUGAUCUUGUGAUUUUAAUUUCAUUUGAGCUCCAUUUGGAUUUUAAACCCCAGAUUUGGUGCAGAGUUUAUGAAUUGAUUAUUUGUUUCAGAUCUUAGUGCAAAGAUCCAAUAAUUCUAAAAGCCACCUUACUAAGUUUAUGUGAUCAUACAUUAGGUGUCAUUUGGAGUGCCUUCUAUAUGAUGUGGAUAAAUGGGAGUGUAAUCAUCAUCUAAAAUCCUUCAUCUGGUUACAUUCAUUGAAAGAUUUGGAGAACUUUAGGAGCUUUCCAUUUACAGUCUCUCACUUUUAUUUUAUUUUCCCUGUUUACUGGUUCAAAGUUAAGGUGAAUUCUUUUUAUUUGGGCUUCUUUCUGGAUGCUUAGUAUCAACUUUGUCAGCCUUCUCUCGUCCUCUGGCUUACACUAGGGUUUGCUUCAUAAGGUAGCUUGAUGGGUUCUAGAUUCCCAUCUCACCAGCUCAGCAAUGGGCUCUAUGUGUCAGGUCGGCCUGAACAGCCAAAAGAAAGACCCCCAACAAUGAGUUCGGUGGCCAUGCCCUAUACUGGUGGUGACAUCAAGAAGUCUGGAGAACUUGGGAAAAUGUUUGACAUCCCUGUGGAUGGCUCUAAGUCGAGAAAAUCUGGGCCCAUUUCUAAUGCUCCUUCCAGAACUCAUUCAGGACCUAUCAAUCCUAACGCUGCUGCCAGGGCCAGUUACUCCUCAGGUCCUUUUUCUUCCACAAUGGUUACUGGUUCAGCUUCAAUGAAGAAAUCCAAUUCUGGGCCUCUUAAUAAGCAUGGGGAGCCUAUGAAAAAGGUGUCGGGACCUCAAUCUGGUGGAGCAACUGGACGCCAAAACUCAGGUCCUCAACCGCCAGUUCUCCCAGCAACUGGUCUGAUCACUUCCGGUCCCAUCUCUUCUGGCCCACUAAAUUCUUCUGGGGCACCAAGAAAGGUCUCUGGUCCAUUGGAUUCAAUGGGCUCUAUGAAAAUGCACGGUCCUUCUAUUGCCAACAACCAAGCUGUGACAACUCUUACCCAACAUGAUGAGUUCUCCUUCAGAAAGAACUUCCCUAAACCUAUAUUAUGGGCAAUGAUUUUGCUAUUUCUCAUGGGCUUCAUCGCCGGAGGGUUUAUUCUUGGAGCUGUGCAGAAUCCUAUACUCUUAAUCGUGGUUAUUGUUCUAUUUGCUAUUGUUGCAGCUCUAUUCAUAUGGAACUCUUGGUGGGGAAAAAGAGCUAUCAUCGGUUUCAUUGCUCAAUAUCCAGAUGCUGAAUUAAGAACUGCAAAAAAUGGGCAAUAUGUCAAGGUUUCUGGGGUGGUAACUUGCGGAAAUGUGCCUCUCGAAUCAUCUUUCCAGAAGGUUCCUAGGUGUGUGUAUACAUCUACAAGUUUAUACGAGUAUCGAGGUUGGGAUUCAAAAGCUGCAAAUCCUACACAUCGUCGCUUUACAUGGGGGAUUAGAUCAUCAGAAAAGCACGUGGUCGAUUUCUACAUCUCUGAUUUCCAGUCUGGAUUGAGGGCGUUGGUUAAGACUGGCUGUGGGGCAAAAACCACUGCCUAUGUGGAGGAGUCUGUGGUUGUUGAUGUCAAUCCUUCAAAUAAGGACUCAUCCCCAGAAUUUACCAGGUGGUUGGGGGAGAGAAAUCUCUCAAGUGAUGAUCGUAUAAUGCGAUUGAAGGAAGGGUAUAUCAAAGAAGGAAGCACAGUGAGUGUAAUGGGAGUCGUACAAAGGAACGAGAACGUCCUUAUGAUUGUCCCUCCUCCUGAACCAUUCACGACCGGAUGUCAGUGGAUGAAAUGCAUUUUCCCCGCUAGCCUUGAGGGCAUCGUGUUGAGAUAUGAAGAUGCAUCAAAAACAGAUGUCAUUCCGGUUUGACACACAAACAAACAGCAUGUGCAUCGUAAAUUUUUCUGGAGUUCAUGCUAAAAAUAGUUUGGUCAGUUGUGGUAUAGAUGGUGGUGGUGGUGACAGUGCAAGUGAUGAUGCGUUUAUAUAGUUGAUAUCUAAUUUUCUGUAUAGUUAGUAGGUUUUUUGUUUUUGUUUUUGUUUUUGAUUUUCUUUUUCUGGGAAGAUUUUGUAAUGGAGAGUGAUUAAAAAUGCUUGGGAAUGCAAAUGUGUUACAUGUUUGAGCACAUUGUGAUCAUGCCGGAACCAAGUUUAUGUUGGUUCUUUUUGUAUCAUAUGAGAAAAUCUUUUGGCGUUUA